Messenger RNA from Cladocopium goreaui, 3910 nucleotides. The record is from the annotation of a GenBank genome assembly. NCBI's taxonomy places the organism in Eukaryota, Dinophyceae, Suessiales, Symbiodiniaceae.
AUGGCCUCUGCCCGUGCUACGUUCGUUGAGCUGCAGCAGUUGUACAAUUUCGACGAGAAGAUUGUCGACAAGAUAGUCGCCUCAGGGGUGACGUCACUGAGUGAGUUUCGUUUCUUUUGCAAAGACGAAGAGGAUGUAGUCACUACCUUCAUCACGCCCUUGGGGCUCGAGAAUGAACGCCUGGAGGGCGCUCGCCUCAAAAGGGCAUGGGCCGCAGUAGUGACUGCAGAGAAGGCUCGGGAGGCCAGCCAAGUGGAGGGAAUCCCGCUGGAGGAGGAUGAAUGCCUCCCAGCAACCACUUUGGCAACUAUGAAGGAAUCUUUUUGGAAGCGGUAUCACUGGAUGCCUCCUCCCGAGCAACAGCCCAGUGACAAGUUGCUCUCCAAAGUCAAAAGGUCGCUUGAAAAGAAGAACAUUGAAGUGUUGAACAUGUUCCAGGUGAAGUCCUUAGUCAACCAGCGGCAGGGCACCACCAAGCGUCGCAAAGUCGCCCCCAAAAUCUGGGUCGGCGAGGAUCCCGAAGAUGACGAAGUCGCGGUUGAAGAUGUUUGGGCCUACUUGGACAACAUGUUCAUCUACAUGGUCGCGCUCGCGAUGGCAGGGGUGACAGCAAUUAUUCAGCCGGCGCCAACAGCAGCAGAAGGUCCUUCCACCAACUCCUGUGACUAUGUGGAGUUCCCUUUGGAUUUGGCAUGGAAAUACCAUUUCCGGGCCGUGCAGACCGUGAAGAAGAUCCCUGAGAGGGCGCGUUUGCCCCACGUUUCAUCCCUGGACUUGCAGGAGCGAGCGUUGUGGUGCCAGAAGUACGCCACAGGGACAGAGAAGCUGGGAGCUAUCGUCCUGCAGAUUUACACUGAGAGAGAUGUGCAUUGGGCAGCUGCUACCCUCUUGCCUUCUCAAUCUGGAAGACUUUCCAUGGCUCCGCCUGAGCCGGCGGUGGCCCCGAGAGCUCCUACAGCGGCCGUCUCUGCGCCGUCGGGCAACAAGUUGGCAGCCACCUUUCGAGAUGGAACUCCGCUAUGUGAAGCAUGGAACCAAGGACGCUGCCCCCACCAGAAGGCCAGGAAUUGCGCGAAUGGUGAACAUCGUUGCUCGCAUCGCCUGAAGAGCGGCCGUGUCUGUGGCGAUCCGAAUCAUGUAGGGUCCAAUGACGUCUCACCACUGGAGAAUCCAGAAACAGCUGACGCCCAAGGCGCUCUGGAUGAAUUCCAGUUGCAUGUCCGCUCCUUGAUGGAGCAGUGGUCAGAACAGUGUACCACGGAUGACAACGGGCCUGAAUUGCCUGUCUUUUUAGAUAUGCUUAGUGGGCCGAAGUUCCCACUGGCUAAGGCAUUUGAAUGGGCUGGUUGGAAAGUGGUGCAACCGCUAGAUAUCCUGAUCGAUCCUGAAUUUGAUCUCACCAGCAGCACCGUGCAGAAAGCCGUUGCCAAGAUUUUGCCACAAUGCCAUGCAGUCAGUGCCGCCAUGGACUGCAGCACUAAGAGUCGCAUCCGUGAAAUUGCCCUGCCAGGAUCAGCCGGGCCACGGCCACUGCGUUCCCAGAAGUUUCCGAGAGGACUGCCGCACCUGAAAGGUAGGGACCGUGACAGAGUUACCAGUGACAACAGCUGCAGUGAUUUCCUGCUAGCUGUGCAGCAUGUCAUGCACUUGAAGUCCAGGGCAGCGUUUAGGGAGAAUCCCCGCCGCAGUCUACAUUGGGUUGACCCUAAUGAGGUAUGGAUGCAACAGUAUGGUGGGUGGUUUGAUUUUUUGUAUGACAAUUGUUGUUUUCUGGCGGCUCGGAAGAAAGCCCAGACAAUCAGGCACAACAUAGAAGAGAUGAGAGUGUUGCCUGAUCUGACAUGCGGUCAUUGGCACAAUGAGACCGACUGGAGGCCUUACUUAGUCCGAGGCAACUGGUGUUACCCAAGUGCUGAGGAAGCCGAAUACCCUGCUAGCUUGGUUUUUACUCUUGCAGUCUGUUGUUCCCAUUGGGCAGCCAAUCGGGGUUUUGGAACCUUGCGCAUCUCACGUUUGCCGCCUGUUGAAUGCUCAGGUGACCGAAGAGAAUGGACGUCAUGGGACCCAGCAACCUUCAGGGAGCACUCUAUGGUGCCUAUGGCCGUUGCCCUAGGUUUGACCCCAACAGCAGUUUUGGGGUGCAGGAUCGCAUGUGACUGCCUCAGUAACGAGACCUGCCAUGUUGACGUGAUCAUUGCCAAGUGGUUGGAGGCAAAUAGCAGGGGACAGCCCCAGCGAUUGGGUCACAGGUCAGUGCAGCUGACCAGUGGACGGGUCUGGAUAGCAGCAGUUAGAGUAGUCCAUGCUGUGCCGCAGAUGUUUUCACAAGCUGCUGCAAUGGCAGCCAUUCGAGGGCAAUUCCCAAUGUUAUCAUUUCAGGAUGUUAAGUGGCCUCUGCUGGAAGACAUCAUUAAUUCAGCGCCUUUCCAGAGUUUUCGAAUGUGGUUGUCAGAGAAUGGACAAGUGGCUGAUGGGCCCAUAGGAUCCAGUAUGCUCAACCGUACUGGGACAGUUGUUUUUCGUGCCGGCAUGGCAGAGCAAGCAGGUGCUGGUGCUCGCAAAACAGCCGCCCCCCCUGUAGUGCCGUUCAACUUAGCCCCAGAUGAGCAUUUCGCUGCAUCGCUAAGGGUCCAAGCCGACGGAGGACCGCUCGAUUUCCCAGCGCCAGUGGACUUGGACAUCGCCUUUGCUGCACAAGGCAUGGUGCAGGAGUUCAGCAGCUUGACAGCUGCCAGGCAGUUUGCUGUCGAACAGCUCCGGGCCCUCAGUUAUAGGUUGCAAGAAAUUUCUGAGUACAUCCGUAGCAUGCAAGUGCCAGUGUUGCGAGACGUGAAUCCUAGCGUUCAUUUCAGCCUUGUAGCCUUGCUUAUUGCUAUAAUCCAUUGGCCUGAUACUGGGUUUUGCCAAGCUCUUUUCAAUGGCUUCCCAGCCGUCGGGUUUUGUCCGCCUUGUGGUAUCUGGGACACCCAACCUGCUCAAUUUGUUUCCUUGGAGGAUGCACUUGCAGGAGGACCGCGGGACGCCCAGGAUUUGCUGAAGCAAUUGCGGGUCUCCGAGCUGGAGACAAUUGAAGAAGCAGGGGAAAGUAAUCUGCUAGAUGAUGUCGUUACAUGUGGCGAAGAUUUGCCGGACGCCUACAGGUUGAUGGCCAGUUUCUACUACGACGACUGUACCCUCCAAGAUUGGAAUAGUCAUGCAGCCGCAGCCCAGCAGUGCAUGUGCACAGCUAUGGAACUGCUAGGAGAAGAUUCUGGACAUCAUAGCUACCGCGCGGAGAGAGCUUCGGAUGCUGCGCAAGAAGAGGGUUUUGGUUCAGGAGGAUUCCUGUUGAGUGACAAACACUGGGUUCGCCGUGGGGCCGAAGUGGUGAUCACUGAGGCCAUCAGCGCCCAACUGGACAUCGACAUGGCAAGGCAUAGCUUGAUCCUCCUUGCUUUGACCUUUGCGCUCGCGCGCUGUUUCCUGUAUGCUUCCAGCCGGGAUCAGUCCUCAGUCUCUUUGCGCGCGGAAGGGAAGAAGAGGAUGACGCUGCAGGAGGUUCGAGAGCGUGAGAUGAUGAAAGAAGCUGCGAUGCAGAAGGAGGCGCAAGAAAAAGAAGCGGCGCAGAAGUACCGGCCGGGCACCUAUGUCCCGGACGACAAGAAAGAGAUCACGGAAGACAAUCCUUUGAUUUUCUUGGCGCCUGUGGCCGCGUGGGCUAUCAUUUCAAGCGGAUUGUGGAUCAACGCCAACAUCGUGAAUCCUCCAAAGGAAAAUUUCAGUUUGCUGCCCAAAGAGAUGAGGGCCCCACCGCCCCAGUGAGGAACACAACAUGAAGCAACCACUGUGGGCCGGGGUUCUUUUUAUAUGUUGUUGUUCCUGCCUUUUUUCAAACCAUAAACCACUGAACAUGCUUUUGUUUGGGUUGUCC